CUCUUCGCGCAAUGUGGCGCAACCGCCUCCCACGCUUGGCCAUCGGCGCGGCCGGCGUGACGGCUGCCUCUCUCAGUCGCUCGCUCGCGAGCUCCGACGCCGCCUCGCCGCCAGACGCGACACCGCCAGAAGCGGUGGCGGCGGAGAAGCCUCCGGAGGCCAAGGAGAAGCCUCCCUGCCUGCACACGCACUUGGUCGCCGACUCGUCGUCCGAGGUGAUGCGGCGCUACCCGCCCGCACACGAGCGGCAGCUCGCUGAGCGCGUCCUCCUCCGCCCGUGCGUCGACGUUGAGCGAGAGUCGACGACGAUGCGGGUGCUGGCCUACGCUCGCGACGGAAGCUCCGAGUCGCUGCUGCUCGCGUUGGGCGAGCGCCUGUGGCCCGAGGGAGCAGCGCUGCACCCGGGUGGCGUCGGCUACCCCGUCCUUCCAAUCUCGCUCGCUAAGCUCCCCGAGCCUCCCGAGCCGCCGGAGCCGCCCGAGCCGCCUGCCGAGUCUUCGGAGGCUAGGCCGGCGGCGGGCGCUGCGGAAGGAGAAAAGGGCGCGGCCGGGGGGGGGGAGGAGGAGGAGGAGGAGGAGGAGGCCGUCAUCUUGGUCACCCCUGCGUGGGAGCAAGCCGAGUCCCUCUGGAGGCAGCUCGAGGCGGUCGGCAUCCUCGAGCUCGAGCGAGACGCAGAGGCGCUUCCCGUGGCGGCGAGGCUCAUGCACGGCGGAGGCGGAGCCGGCGGCCGCUGGACAGGGGAGCUGCCUCCUGCCGCGGCCGGCGCUGUGGCAGGCGGCGGCGGGCGUGGGAGGCCUGCAUCGAGGCUGCGCGCGGCAACGGGGAGGACUUUGUGGAGCUGUGCGGCGCCGCGACGCUCGAGCUCAAGCGCUGCACCGACGAGCACCCAGAGUACUAUGGCGCUCUCGGCGGCGAGGGCGAGGCGGCCGGUGGCGGCGGCGAGGGCGGCGGCGAGGGCGGCGACGAGGGCGGCGACGAGGGCGGCGGCGGUGCGAAAGAGGCUGCCUCGGAGCAGGCGGCAGCCCCGGAGCCCGCGGUGGCGCCGCCGGUGCGGAGGAAGAGUCGGUACGGAGGCGCCUUCGAGUCGGAGGAGCUUGCCGCGCCGACGAGCGAGCCGCGGUACGGGGGCGCCUUCCGCAAGUAGCACAAGCCGGAAGCCCUUGAUCGGCGGGCGCCAACAUGCGGCCGCGUCGGUGGCUGGAGGGCUGCAGGGGUGCUGCGCCGGCGCCGCUUUCUCGGUCUCAAGAGUGGCGAGGCGUUCCUCGCCACUGAAGUUCGUUGUCAGAGUUGCGUCGCCGUCGGCCGCCACGCCAGGCAGCCCGAAAGCCGAAUGCGGCAGCGCCGGGUAGGCCGGGGAGACAUACGUGUAUGUUCGCAUGUCGCCCGGGGCUCGCACCCCCCGGCCCAUGCCCCGGCGCGGCCAC
Messenger RNA from Emiliania huxleyi CCMP1516, 1424 nucleotides. RefSeq lists its product as hypothetical. The coding region runs from base 12 to 1349 and encodes 445 amino acids. The transcript is spliced from 4 exons. Lineage: Eukaryota; Haptophyta; Isochrysidales; Noelaerhabdaceae. The record is from RefSeq and is a predicted model, not a curated record.